This is a messenger RNA of Heterobilharzia americana, 624 nucleotides long. The record is from the annotation of a GenBank genome assembly. Lineage: Eukaryota; Metazoa; Platyhelminthes; Trematoda; Strigeidida; Schistosomatidae.
AUGAAUCGACUUGAAUCUAAUUUUGACGGAGAGCUAAACGCCGUAAGAGAACAGUUUAAUCAGCUAUUUUCUCUCAUUGAAAUUUUCGAUCCAGCUUUCAGCGAGUAUCUUGAAAUGAAGAGCGCCAAAGAAAUGCCGUUUUGUUUCCGAUACCAUGACUUUAUGGGAGGCUUUUUGGACAGAUUAUCGUACAAAAAUUUUCAUAUAUUUUUCGCUGCUGCUGUACUUAUGAUGCAAAGAGACAACAUAAUGAAUAGAAAAUAUGAUGCCAACAGUAUAUUGAAGCAUGUGAAUGAAUUAUCCAUGAAAAUUCCAUUAGAAGAAUCUUUAAAUCGUGCUACAGCUUUACUAAGUCAAUUAGAACAGGUUUCUGAUUCUUUACCGCAAUCUGUACAGGAUAUUAUCCAUGGCCAGUCGUUAGCAAUGUCUAGACAUCUCAUUGAUUCAAAGCAGAAAGGAAUCAGUUGUACAGAUCAAUCGUCUAUCUAUGAUUAUUCUCCAACACUUCUAAAUGAAGAACUAGAAGUGCUAAUGGAUAAUGAUGUGUACGAUCCUAAUAAAAACGUAAGCAAUCAAUCGAUAUUAAUGGUUCCAUCUGACAUCAAUAGACAAUUUUUCCAGUGA